Molecule: messenger RNA, 2070 nt
Organism: Onthophagus taurus
Lineage: Eukaryota; Metazoa; Arthropoda; Insecta; Coleoptera; Scarabaeidae
Source: RefSeq, a predicted model, not a curated record
AAUGUGAUGAAUGAAUCAAUCGAAAAUUUAUUGAUAGUAAAGUUAAUCGGUUUUAAUAAUCAUACAUCUUGAACAAUGAUAAGAAUUUAUUGUUUAUUCUAUCAUCAAUUUUCGUAAUGAUUCUUAAUAAGUUUAGUGUCGCACCCAUCUUUAAAUUUACCGCAAUUCAACGGACUUUAUUAUCUCAAAUCCAGUUUUGUUUACAAACAAGUAUAUGAAGGACUUUAACUGUGCAUUGUCUUCUGAUCUUCCAGUAUUUUUUAAUUACUUUUAUAAAUAAUACAAUAUGCACCCUAACGAAGAUCUUAGAACGGUUUUAAGCAGUGCUCUCCAAGGUUCUGGUACUUAUAGCACAGCGGUUAUUCCACCUUCUUCCAUAGAUAUUACGAAUAGUAUCAAUUCUUCGUCAGUUGUGUGUCAAGAUUAUGUGAUCUCAGAGAGCAUUUUAGGUGAACAUCAUUCCGAUGGAAGAAUGUCUAGUGUUCGAAGGUUUUUUUGUUUAUUUGUUACAUUCGAUCUUUUAUUCACCUCUUUAAUGUGGUUGAUAUGCAUUAUGCUUAAUGGAGAUAGUAUAUGGGUUGCAAUUAAUAAAGAAAUUUAUCAUUAUAACAUACAUAAUUCUUUAUUCGACAUUGUGUUAGCUGCAAUGUGUCGUUUUACAGUACUACUUUUAUUUUAUGGGUUAUUACAUAUUAAUCAUUGGAUUAUUAUAGCUUUGUCAACAGCAGGAACAUGUGCUUUUUUAAUAUCAAAAGUUUUUGUGUACAAUUUCCAAGAUUCAUCUCAACCCGUUUUUCAAGUUUUAUUAGUGUUAACUUCUUUUGUACUUUCUUGGGUUGAAGUUUGGUUUCUUGAUUCUCGAGUCAUUCCUCAAGAAUCUCAAGCAAGACAAAUCAUUAUAUCAAGCCCUGAUACUGAAAGAACACCAUUGUUGAGAAGAUUUAUUCAAGGACAACAUGUGGUGCAACCUUCUGAGUACACAGAAAGUGUUGGAAAUUUUCAUUCAGUUCAAGGAUCUCCAACUGGGUCUUUAAAUCGGUUUGGGGAAACACCACAAAGAUUUCCAUCUAUGCAAUUAUCUUAUGAACAAAUUGAAAAAUAUAAACAAUUAGGUAUUAAAGCUUAUCGAGACUCCACUUUAUUUUUGAAUUCAAAAAAUUGGAAAAAAUAUAAAGUAAGCGACGACGAUGUAGUUUAUGUCCAAAAUGUUCAAGGAAUUGGAAAAAUUUAUAAAUUAGCUUGUAAGGUAAAUGUAGCAGCUAGCUUUUUAUUCGAAGAACUCUACCAUAAUGUAGAUAAAAUGACCGAAUGGAAUACAACUUUAUUAGAAUCACACAAAGUUCAAAUUAUUGAUCAACAUACAGAUAUAACCUAUCAAAUUUCAAAAAGCGCUGCUGCAGGUUAUAUUUCAAGUAGAGAUUUUGUUACCCUUCGAAGGUGGCAACAUCAAAGUAAUUGUUAUGUUAUUGCUAGUGUUGGGGUUGAACUUCCAAUAAUUCCUCCCAAUGACAAAUAUAUAAGGUAAUAUUUCGUGUAUACAUAUACAGUGUGUCAGUUAAUUAUAGUAUCAGUUACAAGUAUGCAACCAAUAUCACAGUGUAAUACGCAUCGAAAAUACUGUGAUAAUGGUUGCAUACUUGCAAUGAUGACGUCAGGUACGAUAAUUAAUUAACACACUGUACAGGAAUCCCAUGUAAGCGGAAAAAUAGAUAAAUAACAUUAAGGAGCCAAGAUACACAGUUGUUCUUUAAAGAAAAGUUGUAGGAAAUUUACCACACUAUAAACAGAAAAUAUUUUUAUACUUACAGGAUGUUCCAUAACGAAAUACUGACAAACAUAUGUUGUUUUUAAUGGAAUUAUAUAGUUUUACUUGCGUAUUCUGAUUCUACACACAAAAAUAUGUUGACUUUAAUAAGAUAUGUUGGUCCCUAGUGCUUUUGGUUUUUGGGUUAUUUUAAUUAGAAGCUUUUUUUAACAAUUAACACUGAAUUAAAAAAUUAAAUCUGAAUUGCUCAGCGAGCGGUUGAACUAGAAAGUUAAAAAUUGGUAUAGUUUCGCCUUGGAUUUCCU